AUUGAAUUGGGGGUUGAUCUAAGGGCUGGGGUUAAAGUAGGGGUAGUUAGGGGGGGAAAAAUGGUAACCGGUUGGUUUUUUGUAUUUUAAAUUAAUUAAUUUUUAAAAAAACUGACACCGAUUGACGUUUGAUGUACGUGACAGUUACCAAUUUUUGAAAAUACAUUAGUCUUUCCUUCUUCUUCUUCGUGGGUAUAAAGAGUUAGGUUUAUUUUAGGGCAGUUGUUAUUUUCUUUUUCUUCUUCAAAUUUUCUUCUUCUUCUUCUCAUUUUCUUCUUGUUCUUCGAAUUUUCUUCUUCUUCUUCCCAUUUUUUUUUUGUUCUUCACAUUUUCUUUGGGAGAGGAAACUGUAGUACUUUCAGAGUUGGUGCACUUGGUUUUGUUUGUCUCUGGCUCCUUCUCCGAACGAGGUGGGUUUGUACAAGCCUUAAAUCUGCUUAUUCAAGAAGUUUUGAUUCACGGGUUGCAGAAAAUUGAAGGUUCAUCAUACAUGGCUGGGAAACGCAAAAGGAAAGGGGGAAAUGAACCCGUAAAGAAGGAUGUCACCCCCGAGCCGAACGAUAAUGCGGUUGGUUGGAGAAAUUUCUUCAAUGCGAACUACAAAGCCCUUCGAGCAGCUGAGAAGGGAUUAACUGAGAAAGAGGCUACCGACAAAUUAAAAGUGCAAUAUAAAGGUUUCACCGACGAGGAGAAGUCUGAGUGGAGAAGCUAUGACCCUAACCCUAAUCCCGCUAAGAAGGCUGUGCAAACAAGGGGGAGGAAACCAAAGGCAGCUGAUGCCAAGGGGAAGAAAGUGGAGGUGGAUGAGGAAGAGGGUGCUCCUGAUAGUGAAGAAGCAUCUGUGUACGGUCGAUGCUCCUUCAACCGUUUAAUGAGGAUUUGCAAGAACCUGAACCUGGAGCAGAAAGAUGUGAUCCAAAAUGCUGGAUUUGGAUCAUUCAUCAGAGAGGAUGCACCAUACGUUGACACCCGACUAGUGAGUUGGUUAAUCAAACAUGUUGACCCAACCACUAGCAUACUGGAUUUGUAUGGGAGGAAAAUUCACUUAUCUGCCGCGAUGUUCGGAGAUGUUAUGGGGGUGGACGACGGAGGGGAUCCUGUAGUCACCGAGGGUGAUAGUGACACUCGAUAUCUGGAGGAGAUAUUGAACGUUGUCGAGUACACCGUGUCCUUGACAAUGUUGGAGAAAUCUUUGUUGGAGUGCGUUGAGGCAGACAGCCUAUUUCUCAUUAAAUUUUCUUUGGUGGUCAUAGGGACAGUCCUUGCGCCGAAAACGGGGGUCGAUAUCACUUCGGGGUACUUGCACUCCCUUAGGGUUACCAGGGACAUUCGCCACAAGAACUGGGCGACUGCGGGGUUCAGGUAUCUGAUGAACUCAAUUUUCAGAUUCCGAAAUAAGGCGACGAAGAAUGUAUCUGGCUGCACCUUAUUCCUCCAGUUGGUGUACUUGACUCACGUGGAGUGGAACUUUGGAUAUGUCGACCGAACAGUGCUCCCCGUUGAUUUUUGGGGUAGUAAACAAUGUAAGUCCGCUUACAAAUUUGUGAAAGACAAUGGGGGUCCCAACAGCGACAAGAUAACGCUCACUUCGAAUCCCGUAAUACUGCCCAACUACUACUCGGACUCGGAAGGAAGAAAGAGCAGUGACCACUUUGUCAGCUCUAUCAACGAGUUGAAGGAGUACAUCUCGAAUGAGUUAAAGUCUCAGUUGAGAUCAUUUUCUUUGAAAUUUAUGGACAAAGGAGAAGGUGUAGGUGGUAUUGACCGAGAGUUGGAGGAGGAUGCUGCUGCGGAAACGGGGAAGAAGGCGGAGUGCAGCCAGGCCGUGGAGGAGUCCCCGUUGAAGUCCCCUGUCCGUUCGAAGACUAAUGUUGUUGGUCUAUCCGACGAAAAUGUGGUGGAUUCUGUAAGUACGCCUUCACUAUCUGUUACAAAAUCUGUUGAAGAUGAAGGUGCUGCACAUAAGACCUUCGACGAUGAGGACUUUGAUAUACUCGAAGUGGCAUCUUUCUGGAAUAAAGGCAAAGCCCCCGUCAAAUCAAAGAAGUCACAGUCGGAGAAUGUGCCUUUAAUUGAGGAUGACUUCAACGAUAAGGCGUACGAGCAAUUCAUUGAGUCGGGCAGAACUGUUGUCGGGCCAUUCAAGACGAAGGAAGCGAUCCCCCGUAACCAAUAUGGGUUUUACAAGUUUAUUUUUAGCAACACGUUAGAUCCGGGAUAUGUGCUUGCGAAAUUUCGAAAGUUUGAAGUGGAUAGGAGGUGCAUGGCAUCGUUGCGACCGUUGCGAGAAGUUGAGGGAUCCAUCAUUGACUGUUUUUCUAUACUAAUGAACAAGUACGAACGUGAUAGUCGAUUACCUGACCAACCUCGUGUUUGGUACAUGCCCACUCGCAUCUCGCAAAAAACUCUCGGUUCGUUUAAUGUGAAGAGGAUUGCGAAAGACCGGGAGUGGUCAAAACUGUUUUACGAAGACAACUUCGAAAAAUGCGUCAAGAUGUUUGUGCCGGUGUUGACUCUAGAAGGUGCACCACAUUGGUUUGGUGCCGAAGUAAAUAUGAAGUCGAAGGUUGUCUCAUUUAUGGACUCCCUACACACCGCAAUGAAUGAGAAGUAUCGUGUGGAGGCUACGAAAGAAAUGUUGUCGACGUUGGACCUUUUGUUUGAGGAGAAUAGGUCGAAGAAUGUGACUUUCGUGGAUUUCAGAAUUGACAGGAAAGAUCGCGGGCUUCCUCAACAAGACAAUGACCGAGAUUGCGGAGUAUACGUCAUGAAGUACAUGGACGCUGUGGCCAAUGAGGAAGAAGUAGUUGAUGAGUUUCACCCGGUUGAGGCACGUUUGGAAAUCGCUGCGAGGAUCAUAACUGAUGAACAAAAUGAAAUUCGUACCAAAGUGGUUGAAGAUCGUAGGGCUGCACAAGGCAGCUCAUUUGCAUCGUCCUCGGCCCCUUUGCGUAGUCCGUCAAAGUCUCCACGCGAUCCUCGGUUCAGUACAGCGAAGUCUCGCAAUGCAAACAUGUUUCCCCCGUCAAGAGCCUCCCCUAGGCUUCAGUCUACCAAGACUAAGAUUUCAUAUGGUGAAUAGUGUGUGAAAAACACUUGUGUUAUUAAUAGGUUGUGUUAUUAAUAGGUCGUGUGAUUAGUGUGUUGUGUAGUUUGGAUUUGGGAGCAUAGGUUGUGUUAUUUGUGUGUUGUUUAGUUUGGAUUUCGGAGCAUUUGGAUUUAGACAUCUGUUUUUAUUAGUUCACGUUUGGAACUGGUUAUUAUG
Messenger RNA from Cannabis sativa, 3265 nucleotides. RefSeq lists its product as uncharacterized. Gene Ontology annotation, biological process: proteolysis. NCBI's taxonomy places the organism in Eukaryota, Viridiplantae, Streptophyta, Magnoliopsida, Rosales, Cannabaceae. The coding region runs from base 491 to 3082 and encodes 863 amino acids. The record is from RefSeq and is a predicted model, not a curated record. The transcript has 13 exons. Gene Ontology annotation, molecular function: cysteine-type peptidase activity.